UAGUACAUGCAUUUAUGCUUUUACUGACUAAUAGUUGGAUGACUAAGGCACUGUUUUGAUCUAUUGUUUCCUGUUUUUCGUUUAGUUUGCAUUGAACCAAUUCUGUUCAUAAUGUUACCUUCACACUUUAAUUUACUGGAUUUUGGAGUAUUUGCAUCCGUUGUGAUAUUUGCACUUUUCUUGGCCAUAGUUUUUCUUUUGGGUUUCAGUACAAAAAAACGACAAACAAGUCUUCCUGGCAUUGAUUCAACUCAUCCUGAGAAGGGCAACCUUGAAGAUAUGCAAGAUGCUGGCAGUCUUCAUGAAUUUCUGUUGUCUUUACAUGAUAAUUAUGGACCUUUAGCAAGUUUUUGGUGGGGAACCCAACUUGUUGUUUCCAUAGCAUCACCAAAAAUGUUUGAUCAAGUGAAAGCCUUGUUUGACAGACCACCAAUGAUAUUUCAAUCAUUUGAAAAACUUAUUGGCAAAAAUAUUCAGUAUGCUAAUGGUGAUGAAGGAAGAAAAAGAAAACAAUUGAUGGAUCAAGGCCUCACUCAUUUGGCUGUAUCUUAUUAUUAUGAACACUUUCUCAAGGUUUCAACAGAACUCUGUGUAAAAUGGAAAAGUCAACCAUCAGAUGAACAGAUUCCCCUUACUCAGAAUAUGAUGGGAUUAAGCACAAAAGCAGUAACUAUUUCAGCAUUAGGAAGUGUAUUAACUGAUGAAGACAUUUCCAAAAUAUUCAAAUCUUACUGUGUUUUUAUUUCUGAAGAGGAAAAGAAGUUUGAAGGCGAUUUUCCUUUAAACGGGGAUGGUCGAGAGGAGAAAAUCAAUAAAAAUAUAAAUUUCUUACAAAGUUUUGUGAAAAAAAUAAUACAUGAGAGACGUACUCUAGACAAGAGACCAGACCAUACAUUGUUAGAUUCACUCAUAGACGCUGAUUUUAUUGAUGAAGAAGAGUUGGUUGAUCAAUGUCUGACAUUGUUGAUUGGAGGUUUUCAUACAGUUGGCAGUACCUUAUCUUGGUGUUUAUAUUUCUUGGCGACACAUGAGGACAUGCAAGAAAAGUUACACGAGGAAUUUGUCAACGUAUUAGGAGAGGAAGAUAUAACAGCUGAUGUUUUGCCACAACUUAAAUAUUGUAGACAAGUUAUAAACGAAACAAUGCGAUGUUGCGCCCUUGCACCUUUUGCUGCAAGAUACGCAGAUGAUGACGUUCAAAUUGGAGAAUAUAUAAUACCCAAGCAGACUCCAAUAAUUCUUGCCCUUGGAGUUGUGUUAAAAGAUAAAAUAAUUUGGCCUGAUCCAGACAGAUUUGAUCCCGAUCGCUUUACUGAAGAGGAAGUAAAAACACGCCACCCAAUGGCAUUUCAACCAUUUGGUUUUGCAGGCAAACGUAAAUGUGUUGGUUAUCGUUUUGCCUACGCUGAAACAACAGUUGUACUUUCAGUUUUGCUGCGUCAAUUUAAAUUUUAUCUUGUGGAUGGUCAGGUUGUUGAAGCAUCGUAUGGUAUAGUCUCGAAGCCAAAAGAUGAAGUGUGGAUUACUUUGUCAAAACGUUGAAUUUACGUCAGUUAUGACAAAAAGAGAAGAUGGCAUAUUGAUUUCACUUGAAAAUUAGCAUAUUGAAGACAUUUCAACACAUGACAUGUCAUAGGUUCUAAAAUAGACAAGAUGCAUGAGUAGUCAUUAAAAAGAAGCUGAUCAAACAGACUUUUCGACGUUGUUAAAAGCAAUUUUUUGUGUUAUGGUCAAUUGUUGAGUUAUUGGUUUGCAAUGUCAUUAAAUAUGUAAUUACAAAUGUUAAUGACUGUGAUUAUGACAUUAUUUUCUUAGAAAUAAAAUUUUGGAGCAAUA
Messenger RNA from Xenia sp. Carnegie-2017, 1836 nucleotides. RefSeq names its product cytochrome P450 20A1-like. The record is from RefSeq and is a predicted model, not a curated record. NCBI's taxonomy places the organism in Eukaryota, Metazoa, Cnidaria, Anthozoa, Malacalcyonacea, Xeniidae. Gene Ontology annotation, molecular function: heme binding; iron ion binding; oxidoreductase activity, acting on paired donors, with incorporation or reduction of molecular oxygen. Gene Ontology annotation, cellular component: membrane.